Molecule: messenger RNA, 1428 nt
Organism: Pochonia chlamydosporia 170
Lineage: Eukaryota; Fungi; Ascomycota; Sordariomycetes; Hypocreales; Clavicipitaceae
Product: c4-dicarboxylate transporter
Exons: 9
Coding region: 1-1428 (475 amino acids)
Biological process (GO): malate transmembrane transport
Cellular component (GO): membrane
Molecular function (GO): malate transmembrane transporter activity
Source: RefSeq, a predicted model, not a curated record
AUGGCCUCCAACCACGCCCAAGUGGUGAGAAGCGGCAGCAGAACCACACACCCAAGCUCUUCUGAAUACAGCCGUGAGUCAUCUAAUGAAGAAGACCAAGCCCGCCCUUUUGCCUCGCUUUCGCCCACACCGACGCAUGCUAUUCAGCAGACUCAAGGUGCGCCCUCGCCUAUGCUGUCGCUUGCUUCAGGCCCUUCCGAUGUUGCUGCCACUCCCCCCGGAGUUUCCUUUACUACGGAUGUUUCGCCAACAAACCAACUCAGUAUAGAUGCUGUGGCAAACAAGGCCGAGAAAUUGCGUCCCCGAGGCACGGUGACUCUCAAGGAUCGUGUCGCAUGCUACCAAUGGACCUAUUUUACAAUGACUAUGGCUACCGGUGGUAUGGCCAACGUACUCCAUUCUGCGUACUAUCAAGCGGGUUGGAUCGUCGCAGUCGGCAUCUUCUUUUGUCUCUUAAACAUCGUUCUCUUCCUCAUGAAUUGUAUUUUGAUCUCUGUACGCUUCUAUAUACGUCCUGGAAGUUUCAUAAAUUCAUUCACCGACCAAGUCGAGUCACUUUUUAUACCAGCAUUUUUUGUCUCCAUCGCCAUAAUUUUAAUAAACAUAUGCCAAUAUGGAGUUCGUACAUGUGGUGAUUGGCUGCUGCAAGUUCUGGAUGUCAUGUUUUGGGUCUAUAUUAGUUUAGGUGCUGUAGCCAGCGCUGGUUUGUACCUCAUCCUCUGGACGACUCUAGAACUUCCCAUUCACAUGAUGACACCAACAUGGGUGUUCCCAGCAUACCCGCUCCUUUUGUCGGGCCCCUUUGCCGCCAAUCUCAUUGCCGCUUCCGAGGUAUCUGGAUACCACCAUUCGAUCAACAGGACGGCCAUCGCCAUUUGCGCGGCAACAACACAAGGCACCGGGUGUCUGAUUGCGUUUAUGAUUUCCGCAGCCUUUAUAUACCGCCUCAUGACGCAGAAGCUCCCACGAGACAUGCAACGGCCCGGUGUGUUUAUAUCUAUUGGACCAUUUGGAUUCACCGCCGCCAGCAUUGCACUACUCGGAAGCCACGCAAGGGAAAUCAUCCCCAGCCAGUUCCUCGAUACCCCUAUUGCAGCCGACGUGAUUCGAGUUGUGUCACUACUCGUGGCACUCUGGCUGUGGGGUCUGUCACUCUGGUUCUUCCUCGUGUCCGUAGGAUCUCUCUGGAAGUAUACCCGCCGGCAGCACAAGAUGCCCUUCCAAAUGACGUGGUGGUCGUUUGUGUUUCCAAACACAGGCUUGGUCGUUGCCACGGAGGUCAUGGGCGACAAUUUCAAGAGCCAAGGCCUCCACAUAUUCGGGGCCAUCAUGACAAUCAUCCUCAUCGUAGUUUGGGUGGGUGUCUUUGUCAAGAUGCUUUAUUGUCUACGGACCAGGAAGUUGCUGUGGCCAGAGGACCAAGUCUAG